Molecule: messenger RNA, 1173 nt
Organism: Rhagoletis zephyria (snowberry fruit fly)
Lineage: Eukaryota; Metazoa; Arthropoda; Insecta; Diptera; Tephritidae
Source: RefSeq, a predicted model, not a curated record
AUGGCAAGAUUUCCCAAAAGACGACGUGUUAAUUAUUCACCACCACCAUCACCAUCAAGUAGUAGCAGCUCAGAGGAUGAAACCAGUGAACCAGUGAACGAAGAUGGCACUCGAAGACUGAAAUGCCCCUGGAGAAAAUGUAAAACGGCGGUAAAAGAUUCGACCCAGUUACGUUGCCACUACCGUCGGCACAGCAAACUGAAGCCAUAUGUCUGCAUAUAUCCAUCCUGUGAUCAUCCAGGGUUUAAUCUAAAAUCACACACCAUUGCUCACAUAAUCAAAAAGCAUAAUCUGUCUGGCAAACCCGAAGCAAAACGUCACGUGAAAGUUCUGCAAAAAGAAUUGGAUGAAGAAACAAAGCUUCUAGGCAUAAGGUCGCAUAUAAGAGGAGAAGUUUUUGUUGAAGAUGUUAGUGACGAUGAUGACCAUGAUAAUGAUGUUGAGGAUAAUGAAGAUGAGUCAACUGAUCGUACAAUGAUCGUUUUGCCACGCAUUGACACUAUUCACCGUAACCCAACCACAGGUCACUACAUUUGUCCAUUCAGUGGAUGCACCAAAGAGAAAAUCAGUGUAGCACACCUGAAGAUCCACUAUCGAACUCACUGUGGCAACAACUUCCGACCUUAUCAGUGCAUCUUUGAUCCUGCAAAUUGUCAGUAUACAUCGAAACAGAGGGAUGCAAUGAAAGCUCACAUUCGAAGAGUGCACAAGCCUGAACAACUUUCUUCUAACCCAAACACUUGUGACCUGGAUGAAUUUGUACAAACCUACCCUGACCUGUUGCAGAUAGAGGAAGAUCUUUUCAGUGGUGUAGAGAUUGUCCAUAAGGGUGCUCUGGAACUACCUCGGCCAUUUGAAUGUCCAUUUGAAAACUGCUCCGAACAGUAUUUUCUACAAGACAGAGUUUUCGAUCAUUAUCUUUCACACAAAAAGGCUAAACCAUUUAAAUGCUUAUUCCCCAAAUGCGGCCACACUUCGCUGCGAAAAAACUGCCUUCAAAUGCACAUUCUCGCCAAACACUUUAAUGUUCCACAGAAGAUGCAAAAGGAUCUAAUCACUGAGCAGAAACUGGAGGCCGAUCAGUAUAUUGAGGUAUUGGAGGAUGUACUUCAACAGGAGCAGGCUGCCUUUGCAAUGGCGCAAGAGAAGAAAAAGCAAUUGAUCAAUGUUUAA